Molecule: messenger RNA, 2848 nt
Organism: Chironomus riparius
Lineage: Eukaryota; Metazoa; Arthropoda; Insecta; Diptera; Chironomidae
Source: the annotation of a GenBank genome assembly
AAAGGAUCAAUUUUAACUCAGUUCUCUCAGUUGAGAUGAUGAAAUCACAAAGAAAUAAAGUGUUAAAAAUUUUAUUUCAAAAAUUUCACCAUGAAAAUAUUUUUAUCAAUUUUUGCUUUAAUUUCAAUACUUAAUUCCUCAAUACUAGGAAAUUCAAAUGAUCAACAAAUUCACACAGAUCUUGCUCGAGCUGAUGAGCCUUUAAUGGUGCUUGUUACUUUAUCAGGAUCAAUGAUCGCAAUCGAUCCACAAACAGCCAAUCUUAGAUGGUUUCAGCAACAUGGCCCAGUUAUAAAAUCAACAAAUAAUGAGAAAUUAAAUUUUUCAUCAAUUUUACUGCCAAAUCCAGUUUCUGGUCAACUUUACAGUCUCAAAACCACAAAAAAUGAGGAAUUUGAGUUAUCUAGAUUAGACCAUACAAUCCCAGAUCUAGUGCUGAAGUCACCUUUCAUAUCAAAAGAUAAAAUCUUGUACACAGGACGUAAAGCUGAUUCAUGGUUCAUCAUUAAUUCAUUAACUGGAGAAUGCAAGACUGUUAUGGAUUUCAGCGAAUCAGAGGACAAAACAACAGAUUUGAUUCCAUCCAAAUCAAUUUAUGAUGUAUACAUUGGAAGAACACAAUAUGACGUUUGUAUGACAAACAUGCAAGAGAGUAACAACACUAGAGACCAUUGGAAUGUCUCAAUGUACCAAUAUAAUGCAUUUGAGAUGAAUUCUGAACUUUAUGAUAAAUAUGAAUUUGUCCACAUUGUAAGCAGUUCCAGUGGUAAAUUACUCACACUUUUGAAGAACAGCGGAGAAAUGCUCUGGCAUAAAAGUGACUUAAACUCACCGAUUGUUGCACUAUUUUUAAUGGGCAAAAAUGGAUUUUUAAACAUUCCGUUCACAACUGUCGAUGAUGGAGUUUUUGACAAACUUAUGGAGCCAUUGGCUCAUGAAAAGUUUAGAGACUUUAAGUUAUUUGAAACUGUUUACGUCGGUGAAAACAAAAGUGCCGGUGCCAACAUCUUCUAUGCUCUUCCGUCUUACACCGACAACACAACUUACAUAAUUAGACAAAAUGUAGAGAAUUUCUUUAAAGACCCUACAUCAAUAUUAGGUCAUCAUCAACUUUAUUCUGAAAAUGAUGCUUCUAAAGUUCCUUUAUUGGAAGAUAAAAAGCAAGAAGUGAUAAUAAGUGGAAAUAAAGACAAAGAAGUGCUCGAAAAAGAUGAAAGAGAAAAUUUAUCAUUUAUUUAUUCUGUCAUGUUCAUGAUCACUUUAGGUGGUUUAACUGUGAUAAUAAGUUUUAUAUAUAAGAGGAAACUAGUAAGAGAAUUUAGUAAAAGUAGCAGCAAUAGCAGAAAGAAGGAUAAUAAGGAGGAUGGAAAGUUUGUGACGCCAACUAUUGGUGAUGACGGUAAAGUUACAAUCACAAAAAUAUCAUUUGACCCAACAACACCCAUUGGAAAAGGAUGUGAAGGAACUUUUGUUUACAAAGGAAAGUUCGAAGGUCGUAAUGUUGCAGUCAAGCGACUUCUUAUUGAUUGUUUCACAUUAGCUGACAGAGAAGUAAAAGCACUCAGAGAUUCCGACAAUCAUGAGAAUAUAAUUCGAUAUUUCUGUACUGAAUAUGAUCGUCAAUUUUGUUAUAUUGCUGUUGAACUAUGCAGCUGUUCAUUAAAUGAUUAUAUUAUGGAUAAAAAAUACAAAUAUUUGAGAGAAACUAUAAAACCUAAAGAAGUCUUGUAUCAAGCUACAAAGGGCCUGAGUCAUCUUCACAAUUUAAAUAUAAUUCAUAGAGACAUAAAACCUCAAAAUAUAUUAAUUACAUUGCCUGAUGUUAGGAACGAUGUGCGAGCAAUGAUUUCAGAUUUUGGGUUAAGUAAGAGAAUCGACAAUGGAGUUGUUUCUGCGACUAAUAGAGCUGGUGUUGCAGGAACUGAUGGUUGGAUUGCUCCAGAAUUACUUAAAGAUGAUAAAUUGACAAAAGCAGCUGACAUUUUCUCCCUUGGCUGCGUCUUCUUCUUCACAUUCUCAAAUGGCAAACAUCCUUUUGGAGAUUCAUAUAAUCGACAAGCUAAUGUCAUAGCUAAUAAAUUUGACCUAUCAAUCUUAUCAGACAAUGAUUAUUCAAAUAUUUUUGCAAAAGAGCUCAUUACAGACAUGAUAAAUGCUAAUCCUCAAGAUCGACCAAUUUCAGAUGCAAUUUUGAGACAUCCAAUAUUUUGGGGUGAGGGUAAAUUGCUUGAUUUCUUGCAGACUGUGUCAGAUAGGAUUGAAAAGUUGCAUAUUCGAGAUGAGCCAUUGUGGACAUUGGAAAGGAAUGCAAGAAUGGUGGUUAAGGAUGAUUGGAAACAAGUCAUUGAAGAAGAGAUUUUAAAUGACUUGGGAAAGCAAAGGACGUAUCAGGGGAUUAGUGUGAGGGACCUAAUGAGAGCUAUGAGGAAUAAGCGCAAUCACUACAAUGAGCUUUCUGACGAUGUUAAAAACAUAUUUGGUUCUAUUCCAAUUGAAUAUUCAAACUAUUGGCUUAGUAAAUUCCCACAUUUAAUGUCGCACGUGUAUCACGGAAUGCAAAGAUGCAGCAAAGAAUCAAGUUUUGUCAGAUUUUAUGUUCGAUAUUUUACAUUUACAAAGCCAGAAUAUUUAUAUGACAGUAGUUUGGAUAAUGUUGAGUUAGCUGAGCUGAUUCAAAAAAUCAGAGACGAGUAUGCUUCUGGAGGAUAUGGAAAUAAUGGAUUUAAGAGCCAAGAUAAGAAGCAUUUUGGUGGAAACUGGAAUAAAAGUCGAGGCAAAAGAGGAUUUUAUAACUUUAAAAAUUUAAAUAGUGAUAAUUAAUAAAUAAGUUGUAUUUUGAACUAUAUAA